CAUAAUUUGAUUUUCAAUUCAAUUUGUAAUAACAUUGCUUUGCAUUGACGUGAAGUGCCUUUAAGUGCAUUCAAUUGGUUUACUAAUUGUAUUACUACUGUAUUGCAAAUUAUAUCCAAUUUAAUGAUAUCUUAUUGCUAUUUGGGUUGAGAUCACAAACCAUUGAAGACAUGUCUGAAGAGCUGGAGUUGGCACAACUGGAACUGCUGUGCAAACAGUUGUACUCAUCGACGGACUCGAGUGAGCGGACCAAAGCGGAGACCACACUGUCCUUGCUCACUCAAUCGCCAUCGUGUCUCAACAAAUGCCAGUUACUGCUCGAGAGGGGAGACUCCUCUUACGCGCAACUGUUGGCCGCAACCACUCUCACCAAACUCGUGACCAGAAAUCCCAAUAUAUUAUCACUUCAGCAGCGGUUAGAUAUCAGGAAUUAUAUCCUAAACUAUUUGGCUUCGCGUCCAAAGUUAGCGCCGUUUGUAACCCAAGCGUUGGUCCAACUGUUCGCUCGCAUCACAAAACUCGGAUGGUUUGAGUCCGACAAAGAGGAGUUUGUCUUCAGGAAUGUCAUCCCACAAGUCAGACCUUUCCUUCAGGGAAAUGUUGAUUACUGUAUAGUUGGUGUCCAACUAUUAUCUCAACUGACGUGUGAAAUAAAUCAAAUCAGUGGUUCGGAUGCGAGCCGUUCGAUAACAAAGCAACGAAAGAUCGCCUCUUCCUUCAGAGACAACCACUUAUACGAAACGUUUCAAUUGGCGCACGACUUGCUGAGACGGGCCCUCCAGAGCUGGAAAAGCACUAAAUUCAUUGAUGAGACCCAACAGACUUUGGUCAGCAAUCUUCUACGGCUUGCUCUCAAUUGCUUAUCCUUUGACUUCAUCGGCACCUCUCCGGACGAGUCUUCAGAUGACUUGUCGUGUGUGCAAAUACCUACGAGUUGGAGACCGGCUUUCCUUGACUUUAAUACUCUGCAGCUCUUCUUUGAUCUCUUCCAUUGUUUGCCUCAAUCAUUGGCGCCGAUUGCGCUGUCGUGUUUGGUUCAGUUCGCAUCCGUUCGCCGGUCUCUUUUCAAUAACACAGAAAGAGCCAAAUUUCUUAUGCAACUCGUGUCGGGCGUCCGGUAUAUCUUAGAAAACCCUUCCGGUCUGUCAGACCCCGGCUGUUACCAUGAGUUCUGUCGGCUGUUGGCUCGUCUCAAGUCAAACUAUCAAUUGAGUGAAUUAGUCAAAGUAGACGGAUAUCCAGAAACUAUAGCUUUAAUCACCAAAUUCACGGUCACCAGUCUCCAGAUGUGGCAAUUCGCCCCCAACUCUAUCCACUAUUUGUUGAGUUUAUGGCAACGAAUGGUUGCAUCCGUUCCUUACGUUAAGGCUUCUGAACCACAUUUACUCGAGACGUAUACUCCAGAAGUGACCCGCGCUUACAUCACAUCCCGAUUGGAAUCCGUUAGUGAUGUGGUUAGGAAUGGAUUGGAGGACCCGUUUGAUGACAUAGGGAUGGUUCAGCAGCAGUUGGACCAACUGUCCACUAUAGCCCGGUGUGAAUAUGAGAAGACCUGCUCUCUGAUAGUGCAACUGUUCGACCAGUCGGCCCAAUCAUAUCAGGAACUGUUGCAGACAUCAGCCCUUUCGCAGAUGGAUGUGGCCAUACAAGAGGGUCGCCUCACUUGGUUGGUCUAUAUUAUAGGCGCUGCCAUUGGGGGCAGAAUAUUCCUCAACAGUACUGAUGAACACGACGCCAUGGAUGGAGAGCUGGCCUUUCGUGUACUACAACUCAUGAAUUUCACUGACGCCAGACUCGCACAGGGUGGUUCCUGUAAGAGACUGGAACUGGCGAUGCUUUCAUUCUUCGAACAGUUCCGUAAGAUAUAUGUUGGCGAUCAGGUCCAGAAGACAUCGAAGGUCUACAGACGACUGUCCGAAGUUUUAGGGCUCACUGAAGAGACUAUGGUUUUAAGUGUUUUCGUUAGAAAAAUAAUAACAAACUUAAAGUAUUGGGGAAACAGUGAUCUAAUAGUGACGAAAACCCUGCAAAUACUCAAUGAUUUAUCUGUUGGUUAUAGUAGUGUCAGAAAACUUGUCAAACUAGAAGAGGUUCAGUUCAUUCUCAACAACCAUACCAGUGAACACUUCCCCUUUUUAGGCAGUUCUGCACAAAUCAAUGAUAUGCGCUGUCGAUCAACACUUUACACGUCUUUGGGUCGACUUCUUAUGAUAGAUCUCGGAGAAGACGAGGAAAAGUUUCUCAAUUUUAUCAACAGUUUGACCGUCGCUUUCGAUGCGUUGGCAUUGCUUUUGAAGUCUAACUCAAUAUUUAAUGUGGACGAAGCAAAGAAAGGACUGAUAGGUUUGGCCCGAGAUCUUAGAGGUCUAGCGUUUGCCUUCAAUACUAAGACUAGUUUUAUGAUGUUAUUCGAGUGGAUAUAUCCGGCGUACACUCCAAUACUUCAUACGGCUAUCGAGCUCUGGUAUCACGACCCGCAUGUGACGACACCAGUCCUUAAAUUAAUGGCUGAAUUGGUUCAAAACCGGUCUCAAAGACUUCAGUUUGAUGUCUCGUCUCCGAACGGAAUACUACUGUUCCGCGAGACGAGUCGAAUGGUUGUCAAUUACGGCACUCGUAUUCUCACUCUCGGGGAUAUACCCAAAGACCAGAUCUAUCCAUUGAAAUAUCCUUUUCAUAAUUAUUUAUCAGCCCUAUGUGGAGGUUAUGUAAACUUUGGUGUCUUUCACUUGUAUGGCGACACAGCACUGGACGACGCGCUCAACACUUUCAUUAACUUAUUGUUAUCAAUACCUCAAACAGAUUUAUUGAAUUACCCGAAACUGAGUCAAACCUAUUACGUGCUGUUGGAGUGCUUAGCACAGGACCACAUGAACUUUUUGGCCAAUUUAGAGCCCAAUGUCUUUCUAUACAUCCUGUCCUCCAUCUCGGAAGGCCUCAACGCAUUGGACACAAUGGUGUGCACCGGUUGUUGCGCAACACUCGACCAUAUCGUGACGUAUUUGUUUAAAUGGUUGUCAAAGACGACCAAAAAGCCGACGCAAACGGGUUUAGUUCGCGAGAAUGAGACGUGUCUUAAAGUACUGGAACUGCAGCCGGAAAUACUUCAGCAAAUGCUGUCAACCAUUUUGAAUAUAAUUAUGUUCGAGGACUGUAGGAACCAGUGGUCUAUGAGUCGACCCCUUUUAGGGCUCAUUCUGCUGAAUGAGGAGUAUUUCAAUCAACUGAGACAAAGCAUUAUAAGCCAACAGCCCUCUGAUAAGCAGUCAUCGAUGGCUCAAUGGUUCGACAAUCUCAUGGAAGGCAUCGAACGCAGUCUACUUACCAAAAAUCGCGACCGGUUUACACAGAAUCUGUCGGUAUUUCGUCGCGAUAUAAACGACUCGCUGAAAGGGCCGGCUUUGGGCAACUCGUGCGGUGGCGCACAGACUAUUGCCGCCUCACAGGACAAUAUGAUGAGUUGAGACCAUUGAGCCAAUGCUCACCAAUCACUUGUAAAUUAUUUAUUUUUGUAUCUCUUCGAAAAAUGUAUUUGUUUUUAAAAAAGUAGAAUAAAAUUAAAUUCUUAAAUAA
This is a messenger RNA of Oppiella nova, 3573 nucleotides long. The record is from the annotation of a GenBank genome assembly. NCBI's taxonomy places the organism in Eukaryota, Metazoa, Arthropoda, Arachnida, Sarcoptiformes, Oppiidae.